This is a messenger RNA of Linum trigynum, 1838 nucleotides long. The record is from the annotation of a GenBank genome assembly. Lineage: Eukaryota; Viridiplantae; Streptophyta; Magnoliopsida; Malpighiales; Linaceae.
CUUUCCAUAACCUUUCUAAAGAAAUUAAACCCUUUACAAUAAUACACAAUACCCUCCAAACCCUUCUUCCAUAAGUAGUUAUAACCUUACAACUUUCCUUCUCCUUCUUCUUCUUCCCCCAUCUUCACCAUUCAACCAAAAUCUCAUGCAACUUUGACACUCAAAGAAGGAAAAUCAAAGAGAAGUCAGUCUUUUUGUCAAAAAGAGCAGGCACCCACAAAUAAGAAGAAAAAGGAAACAAUGGUGCUACAUUCAGAAGAUUUUCUUUGGGGUUUCUCAGUCAUUUCUCUAGCUCUCUACCUCUUCAACAACAUCUCCAAACACUCCUUCCUCUCCCUCCUCACCUCUUCUUCUUCUUCAUCCUCCUCCUCUCCUCUUUCAUGGCUACAAAGGCUCCUCCCACCUCAAGAUUCCUCUUCAUCAGCUGAUGAGAACACUCAUCAUCAAGAACAAGAACAACAAGAAGAAGAGAUCAUGAUGGUGAAUAGCCUCAAAGAUUGCGGCAAGAAGGAGAAAGGGCUUCUUCUUCAUCCUCAUCCCCAUCAAAGUGGUGGCAACAACAACAAGCUGACGAUCAUGAAGAAGAAGAAGAAGAUCAGGCCAAGCAACCUCAUCGUGCCGAUCCAAAGCUACCCAUGUGCCAAAUCGGAGUUCGAAGAGCUUUGCAAGAGGUCGGAGAGCAAGGAGCUCGAGGUUCGUGGGAGGAACUUUUGCUUGGCUAGCAAGAAAGGGAGGAGGGAAGUCAUGGAGGAUGGGUAUGAAGUCGUCACCGACAUCCAUGGAGACUCCAAGCAGGGUUUUUUCGCGGUGGUCGACGGGCACGGUGGCCGGACGGCGAUGGAGUACGUGGCGGAGAAUUUGGGGAAGAACAUAGUGGAAGCCAUGGAUGAUGGUGAUGAGGUGGUGGUGGAGGAAGCAAUUCGAAAGGGAUAUUUUGUUACAGACAAAGGGUUCCUUAGCCAGAGGGUUAGUAGUGGAGCUUGUGUUGCAAGUGUGGUGAUGAAAAAUGGAGCAAUGCAUGUCGCGCACGUGGGGGAUUGUCGAGUAAUUCUAAGCAGACACGGAGUGGCCGUUCCAUUGACAAUCGAUCAUCGUCUCAACAGUACUAGAGAAGACGAGCGGCGACGUAUUGAGAAUAUGGGUGGCUAUGUACACUGCGACAGAGUCCAAGGUUCGCUAGCCGUCUCGAGGGCUAUCGGGGAUCUCCACCUGAAGGAAUGGGUCAUCUCCGAGCCCGAUAUCAGCAAGGUUCCAAUCACUCCAGAUUGCCAGUUCUUGAUCAUGGCUUCUGAUGGCCUCUGGGAUAAGGUUGGUGAGCAAGAGGCAGUUGAUGAAGUCUCAAGGCAUUAUUGUAACAACAAUGGAGUACUGAUGGAAGCAUGCAAGAAGCUGGUUCAGUUGUCUUUCAGCCGAGGCAAUUUGGAUGAUGCAACGGUUAUGGUUAUUAGUCUAGGGAGUUUCAUGGACCAACAACCACCAAUUUUGAGCAACUAAUUCAUGAAGAGUAUAUAGUUAUGUAGUUAAUUAAGUAAUAUUAGAGUUAUUUCCAAUGGAUGAAUACCUAGUGUCUUUGGAAAUAUCAAAGACAAAAGGUUGGAUCGAUGUGUAUUAUUAUUAUAUUUAGCGUUUUCAUAUCUUGUAAAUUUACUUGCUUAUGGUACUUUGUUGAAUUGUUAAGUACAUAAUGGGAAGAGUUUCCAUCUCCAUUAUGAUAUUCUCACUCUACAUUUUUUUUUUAACUUUGAGCAACGAAUAUUAAACCGGUGAGACUAUAAAAAGACAUGGUAAAAAGUUACUUGUUGUAAGCAAUCACUUCUUAAUAAAUUUUGUUUCGAUAU